GUGUCGUCGGGAAGUGGGUGUUGAAAUGGUGUUUUUGUGUUUUUAGACUUGAAUUUUUAGAAUUCCGCUGCCACUCACUGGUUCCAAAAGGGCACAAAGGAAUUAAUGUAGUGUAAAAAUUGUCCGUGUAAAUGAAAAUAGGAAAAAUCAAAAUUACCCAAUGUGAAUCGGCAUUUUAACUUAAUCACGUAGCAGGAACAAUAAAAAGUAAAGUGUUUUAGUGGUGGUGUUCGGCCACAGAUAAGUUGAAACGCAAGUGAAGUGUACAUAAUAGCAUAACAGGCAGGCUGGCAACAAAACAACAACAACAAGUGUGACUGACGAGGGCAAUGGAAGAAAAAAUGCCUUUCACUUCGGACAAUCAAAGCCUGAUCGAAAUUGAACUGUUGGGAAAUGCGACAACGGCAAAUGAGGCAACCACGAAAGAAGUACGACUGGCCAUAAAGGGAAUGACCUGCCAAAGUUGUGUACGCAACAUUGAAGGAAAUAUAGGUACAAAGGCCGGAAUUAUAAAAUGUCGAGUGGAACUGCAAGAGAACGCAGGUUAUUUCACCUACGACAGUACAAUAACAAAUCCCACGCAAAUAGCAAACGACAUCGACGACAUGGGGUUUGAUUGCACCUACGAUGGGCAGACCGACGCAGAUCCUCCCAAGUGUGUGAUAAGAGUUUUGGGCAUGACAUGUCAAAGUUGCGUGCGUAAUAUUGAAGGUAAUAUUGGCACAAAGGAAGGCGUUAAAACAAUCAAAGUAUGUUUGGAAGACAAAAAUGCAAUAGUGGAAUAUGACAGUUCCAUACUUACUCCAGAUCUUAUUGCCGAAAUGAUAGACGACAUGGGCUUUGAAGCGCGUGCAUUAGAACAAACGUCCUCCUCAUCUCCAACAAAUAACUCACUUCCACCAUCUCCAAUAAAAAAAUCUCCCACACAAGCGAAUGACGAACAAAAGCAACAGGUGGCUGCCACCCCCUUAAAGGUUGUAACCAAUGGACAUGCCACUUCCAUACCAGUUGAAAACGAACUUUUAUCAAAAUGCUUCCUGCACAUACGCGGAAUGACUUGUGCCAGUUGUGUGGCCGCCAUCGAGAAGCAUUGUAAGAAAAUUUACGGUAUUGACAGUGUUUUGGUGGCUUUAUUGGCGGCCAAAGCGGAAGUAAAGUACAACGGCAAUGUAAUCACACCCGAAAGCAUAGCUAAAUCAAUUACUGAGCUGGGAUUUCCCUCGGAGUUGAUCGAUGAGCCCAACAGCGGCGAGGCUGAAGUGGAGAUAGAAAUUUUGGGCAUGACCUGUGCAUCAUGUGUAAAUAAAAUAGAAACGCAUGUGGGAAAACUGAAAGGGAUAUCCGAAGCCUCCGUUACUUUACUAACAAAACGAGGAAAAUUUCGCUACAAUACCGAAGUCACUGGACCCCGUAACAUAUGUGAAGCUAUCGAACAAUUGGGCUUUCAAGCCCACUUACUAUCCGGUAAGGAUAAAAUGGCCCACAGCUAUUUGGAGCACAAGGAAGAAAUACGCAAAUGGCGUACAGCAUUUUUAAUAUCACUACUGUUUGGUGGACCUUGCAUGAUUGCCAUGAUAUAUUUUAUGGUUGAAAUGGGCAAUAGAGGACAUGCGGCCAUGUGUUGUCUGGUGCCCGGCCUGUCUAUGGAGAAUCUAGUUAUGUUUUUGUUAUCAACACCGGUGCAGUUCUUCGGCGGUUGGCAUUUUUAUGUGCAGUCGUACAAAGCCAUCAAACAUGGCACCACCAAUAUGGAUGUUCUUAUUUCUAUGGUCACUACUAUAUCCUAUUUGUACUCAGUGGGUGUUGUAAUUGCUGCAGUGUUGAUGGAACAAAACUCGUCGCCUUUAACAUUCUUCGAUACACCCCCAAUGCUUUUGAUUUUUAUAUCCUUGGGAAGAUGGCUGGAACAUAUUGCCAAAGGAAAAACAUCGGAGGCUCUUUCCAAACUGUUAUCCUUGAAGGCUGCCGAAGCGGUGCUUGUACAAAUAUCCGACGAUUUUGAAAUAACAUCGGAAAAAGUUAUAUCCGUGGAUUACGUGCAGAGAGGUGAUAUUCUGAAAGUCAUACCAGGAGCCAAGGUGCCUGUGGAUGGCAAAGUUCUUUAUGGUCAUUCUACAUGUGACGAGUCCUUGAUUACUGGAGAAUCUAUGCCAGUUGCAAAGCGGAAAGGGGCUGUGGUGAUCGGUGGUUCCAUUAACCAAAAUGGCGUCUUGUUGAUAUCAGCCACCCACACGGGUGAGAACACUACCUUGGCACAAAUUGUCCGCCUGGUGGAAGAGGCCCAAACAUCUAAAGCUCCCAUUCAGCAAUUGGCUGAUCGCAUCGCUGGCUAUUUUGUGCCCUUUGUUGUAGUGGUCUCCAGUGUGACGUUAAUAGGCUGGAUAAUAGCGGGUUUUGCAGAUCCCAACCUGGUGCCAGUGGCCAUGGAACACAAGGCCCAUAUGGAUACCAACACCAUAGUGGUGAGUUAUGCGUUCAAGUGUGCCUUGAGCGUUUUGGCGAUUGCUUGCCCUUGCGCCUUGGGUUUGGCGACGCCAACCGCUGUUAUGGUGGCCACUGGCACAGGGGCUAUUAACGGCGUUUUGGUAAAAGGAGCCACAGCGCUGGAAAAUGCUCACAAGGUAAAAACUGUUGUUUUUGACAAGACUGGCACUAUCACUCACGGUACCCCGAUGACUUCAAAGGUGAUAAUGUUUGUAAAACCCACCUUUUGCAGCCUGGCUCGCGCUCUUACCAUAGUUGGUGCUGCCGAGUCGAAUAGUGAACAUCCCAUAGCUUCCGCCAUUGUGAGGUUCGCCAAAGAUAUGUUGGCUCAGGACUCUUUAGGUAAAUCGGCAAAUUUUCAAGCCGUUCCCGGCUGUGGAAUCAAGGUUACAGUUUCUCAUUACGAAACUGCACUGAGACAGUCCUGUAACGCAGAGAAGAUAAUAAACUUUGAGAACAGUUACCGUUCACAUGGUAACAACAUUCAAAAGGCUCCCGUCCAAUUGGAAAAUGGUGUUUCCAUUGCUGAACUAAUACCCUCCCAAAGUGAGAACCAGCGUUUACAGGCUAGCCAAAAACAGCAACAUUUACAGUUGUUGCAACUGGAUGAUCAAAUAGCCGCACCUGUGCCAGAGGUAGCUGGAGAUGUCGCUUCUGUACUGGACAGUGAAAUUAAUGUACUUAUCGGCAAUCGAGAAUGGAUGCUGCGCAAUGCCAUACAGGUGUCUUCGGAAAUCAAUAAUGCCAUGGCCGAAGAGGAAUCUAAAGGAAGGACGGCGGUGCUAUGCGCUUUGAAUGGACAACUGAUAUGUAUGUUUGCAGUUUCCGAUAUGGUUAAACCGGAGGCCCAUUUGGCCGUAUAUACUUUGAAAAAAAUGGGCAUUGAUGUUAUACUUCUGACGGGUGAUAAUAAAAAUACAGCAGCAAGCAUAGCACGAGAGGUUGGUAUAAAUCGAGUCUUUGCUGAGGUUCUACCAUCGCAUAAAGUGGCAAAAAUUCAACGCAUACAAGAGGCAGGCCAUCGUGUGGCUAUGGUAGGCGAUGGUGUAAAUGACAGUCCAGCUUUGGCACAAGCAGACGUUGGCAUUGCCAUUUCAGCGGGAACUGAUGUAGCAGCCGAAGCUGCCGAUGUAGUUUUAAUGCGCAAUGAUCUGCUGGAUGUAGUCGCUUGUUUGGAUUUGUCGCGCAAAACUGUCAAACGUAUACGCUACAAUUUCCUCUUUGCCAGCAUGUACAAUCUAUUGGGAAUACCCUUGGCUUCGGGUAUUUUCGCUCCAUUCGGCAUUACAUUACAACCAUGGAUGGCCUCGGUUGCAAUGGCCGCCAGUUCGGUGUCGGUGGUUUGCUCCUCGCUCCUGUUAAAAUUGUAUCGUAAACCUACUGCAGCGAAAUUGCGAACGUCGGACUACAUGGAGUAUGUGGCCACAUCCAAGGAACGCGAACCCGACCAAUUGUCGCUGCACCGAGGCCUGGAAGAUUUGCCACGUCGUCGCUCCAGCUCAUCGCUAUUGUCUCGCAUCUUUUUGAGCUCUGGUAGCAUUAAAAUGGACCCCAACGAAGACUCUCUGUUGGCCGGCGAAGAUGUUGAAUAUAUCAAGCCAAAAAUAGUCAAAAGUAAGAAUUUGCAAGAGGUCACCGAGUUACAAAAGUUAUAGACUCUGCCAGGUGUCUAUUAUCGCCAACCCAAAGAGACAUGAGAAAGUUGUUGAUCAUUUGAUUGUUUUGUUUUGUGCAUACAUGCAUGCCUCCUGCAAGUGUGCACACUGUUAUGGCAAGAGAACGUAUUCCUUAAUUUUAUUUUUCUUGUUAGGUGAAUAUCCAUUUUUGUUUAUUUGUUAAAUUUUACGUCAUCAUUUUUCUACAUAACUCGCCUUAUACACAUCAUAAGUUUGUCCCUAAAUAGCACAUCCACUCACUCACUUGAAAAUGUUCAUUUACUUGUAUUUUUAAGACCAAAAAUUGGAAAAAGAAAGGAAGUUAUAAAACUGUGAAUGCUAAGUUUCUUUUCGAAAUCUUACCUAUCUACAAGUGUAUAGAAAAGUAUCCCAUAAGAAAAGCUUACAUUAAAGCUAUAUAUUUUGUAAUAGCAAUUAAAACGAUUUAAACAAAACACACACAAAGACAAAUUCAUGUAUAUUGUAAUAUAUAACUUUUUUUUUUAUAUGUAUAAUCAAUCCAUUGUAACUAUGUGACGACCAGGCAUUGUUUGGUUUGCAAACAUAUGCUCAAAAUCAAACUAAAUAAAAUUCUUCAAUUCAA
Messenger RNA from Stomoxys calcitrans (stable fly), 4743 nucleotides. It is a transcript of the gene ATP7, whose product is annotated as copper-transporting ATPase 1. Gene Ontology annotation, biological process: copper ion homeostasis; monoatomic cation transport. The coding region runs from base 330 to 4139 and encodes 1269 amino acids. The transcript has 4 exons. Lineage: Eukaryota; Metazoa; Arthropoda; Insecta; Diptera; Muscidae. Gene Ontology annotation, molecular function: ATP hydrolysis activity; P-type divalent copper transporter activity; copper ion binding. Gene Ontology annotation, cellular component: membrane; trans-Golgi network; perinuclear region of cytoplasm. The record is from RefSeq and is a predicted model, not a curated record.